Colletes gigas is the source of this 757-nucleotide messenger RNA. RefSeq lists its product as uncharacterized. The transcript is spliced from 3 exons. Gene Ontology annotation, molecular function: protein binding. The coding region runs from base 137 to 532 and encodes 131 amino acids. Lineage: Eukaryota; Metazoa; Arthropoda; Insecta; Hymenoptera; Colletidae. The record is from RefSeq and is a predicted model, not a curated record.
UUUAUAAGACCGAUCACGACGACGCGACGACGUUUCAGUCGUUGUCCAACUCUGGUCAAAUAUCGUUCGACGACGAUCGAGAGAGCGUCGCGAGUUUCCAAAGAAGUUGCACGAGCAUCCAGGCUUCCUAUCGACCAUGAGGUCGGUCGUUUUCGUGGCGUUCAUCGUCGCGUGCACGCUCGCGUUCCUCGCGGAGGAUGCGCGCGCCGAGUUGUCGAGCACGACCACGGUCGCCCCCAAGCAGGUCAAGGAUCUGAAGGAGAUCAAGGAGACCGCUACAGCCUCCAAGGACCUCAAGGACGUCAUAAAAGCGGGCAAGGAGGCUCAGAAGAACAAGAAGGACUGCUUGAAGAAGUGUGGUACCGAUUACGAUCCGAUCUGCGUGCACGACCCCAACGACCCUAACUACAAACCUAGAACUUUUGGCUCUCAGUGUGCUCUGGACUUCCACAACUGCGAAAUGGGAACGAAACUCGCGGUGAAGGACAAGGGCGAGUGUUCUGGAUCCAGCGGCGUGAAAUUGGCCGGCUAAGGAACGACCCCGGUGAACCGUUUCUGCUUCGCCUGCCCGCUUCUUUCGUCGCGUCCACGCUCGGAAGAAGACUCCCAAGGCGACCGACCGUUGGACUCGUUUUCCGACUCGCACGGUCGUGACAGGACCUUCGAGAUAACCCUUCCGGGGCUCGCCGUCCAUGUAAACCAGCUUUAACUUUGGCUUUAGCUUUAGCUGAAAUAAAAACUCCAACUGGGAAAAAGA